AUGUAUAAAUGGACAUGUACAUUCAUUUUGAUUAGAAAAGGAUAUGGUGUUUUCAAAGCUGAUAAGCCUGCUUGCAAAGCUACAGUGAAAACAGAUUGUGAUGCAAUUACGAUUACAAUGAUACAAUGUCUUUCAACAAUUAUUAAAAUAACUAAAUAUUCUGAAAUUGAAAAUAAGUUAAUGAAUUAUUUUAGGUGUCACGUGUACCAAGUUUUAGAUAUAAUUAUAGUCACAAUUGCUGUGUCUCAGCCUCUGUACAAAAUUUUAAAAUAUAUACCUUAUCAAUACUCAAUGAGAAAUAUUGCUAUUAUAUCUGAUUCUGCUGAUUUGAUUUUUGAAUGGAACAGAUCUAAAAUUAGAGAUUUCAUGUGGCUGUGCCAAAACGCCGUGAUGAAGCCCAAGGCCGCACCGAUGGACAAACGAAAGAUGUUGCCAAAACGCCCACGCCUGGAAAAUCUGCGCGGCCCAAUUUCAAACGGCCCCAUGCAGACAAGACCCCUAGUGGCAUUGUUGGAUGGCAGGGAUUGUUCUAUAGAAAUGCCUAUUCUCAAAGAUGUAGCUACCGUAGCUUUCUGUGAUGCACAGUCUACAUCAGAGAUUCAUGAGAAGGUACUCAAUGAAGCUGUAGGAGCCCUAAUGUGGCACACUAUAAUUCUCACAAAAGAAGAUCUUGAAAAAUUCAAGACCUUGAGAAUUAUUGUUCGCAUUGGAAGUGGUGUUGAUAAUAUUGAUGUAAAGGCUGCUGGGGAACUAGGCAUUGCUGUUUGUAAUGUACCUGGGUAUGGAGUGGAAGAAGUGGCGGACACAACACUAUGUCUCAUCCUCAACUUGUACCGGCGCACCUACUGGCUAGCCAACAUGGUGAGAGAUGGCAAGAAAUUCACAGGCCCUGAGCAGGUCCGUGAGGCAGCUCAGGGUUGUGCCAGGAUACGUGGAGACACCCUUGGCAUUGUUGGCCUAGGUCGAAUUGGCUCAGCAGUAGCACUACGAGCAAAAGCUUUUGGAUUCAAUGUAAUUUUCUAUGAUCCCUACUUACCAGAUGGGAUUGAGAAGUCCCUUGGUCUUACUCGUGACUUGCUUUUCCAGUCAGAUUGUGUGUCGCUGCAUUGCACUCUUAACGAACACAACCACCAUUUAAUCAAUGAGUUUACUAUUAAGCAGAUGAGGCCUGGUGCAUUUUUGGUCAAUACAGCUCGGGGAGGGUUAGUGGAUGACGACUCAUUAGCCACUGCACUGAAACAAGGCCGCAUAAGAGCAGCUGCCCUAGAUGUGCAUGAAAAUGAGCCCUAUAAUGUGUUCCAAGGCCCUUUGAAGGAUGCACCAAACCUUUUGUGCACACCACAUGCAGCAUUUUACUCUGAUGCCUCUUGCACAGAGCUGCGUGAAAUGGCUGCCAGUGAGAUUCGACGAGCCAUUGUUGGACGCAUUCCGGAUUGCCUCCGUAAUUGUGUGAAUAAAGAAUAUUUCCUGAAUCCGUCUGGCUAUGCUGAGGGGAUCAAUGGAGGCUACUACGCUGGGACACUGCCUGUACAGCAAGCCCACUCCACCACACCUCAUGACCAGGUACCACAUUCAGUGGCAGCAAGUGGGGGGAGCGCUGGAGCAUCAGGCCCUGGCGCUGCGGGGGCGGUUCCUGGACUGCCACACAGCAUACCGCUCAGCACUCCUGACCCAUCUAACCACCAUUCUCAAAAGCCUGAGUCGUCAGAAGUGCACUAACGUCAAUAUGUCAACCUCUUCUGAAGGAAGAUCAGUUUGGAAACAAGUUUUACAAUUUUCUCCUCUUUUCCAAGAGCAAAAAGAAGAAAGGAAUCAGAGGAGAUUUCUUUAUCCGAAGCAGCGGAGCAUUUUGUCAUCUAUGAUCCGUUAAAUCUGAUUUCUUUAAUUUACUGAAUAGUUAUGUGCAUAAAGGAAAGGAAAUGUAAACUUUUUCAAAAAAAAAAAAUAUAAAUAUUGACGUAACGUACAGAAGAUAAUGGCAGUGCUCUUUUAAAAAAAAAAAAUUUUAGAAAAUCAAGUACAAAUCCUCCCAGGAUAAUGUGAGAUGUGCCCCUGGAUUCCUUGUGACCUGUUGUCCGCUAUCAGUUCAUUAUUUACCUCAGAUCCUUUUUAAGUUUGUCUAAUCUGAUGUGUGACAGUUCUGCUAGUUUUUGAAGAAGUUUGUGAUAGAAAAAUUGUUUAAUGCAUUAUGUUAUUUGUAAUAACUGUAUGGCCGCAGGAUGUUAUAUGAUGUGUGUACUUUGAUGCCGUUUGAUGUGAUUGAUGUGUACUAUGGCACUUCUGUAAUAACCAUCACCAGUUUAAUAUACAUAUUUACUAAAAGUGUAUUUUUGGAUGUGAAAAAGCAUAUGUGAGAGAAUUUUGUGGUCUGCCAGGAUGUAAGUGCCAAAACUGAAUGAUUAGCUGUCCAUAAAUAUCCAUUGUCCAUAUACUUGUGUAUGUUUGCAUACCUGUACUUAUAGAUGUUAAUGAAAUUGACAAAAUUACUAAAUGGCAUCCAAUAGUUCUAUAGAUUUCAGGGGACAUAAGUUGCGAAUUCAAUGUUUGGAAAAUCUGGAAAAUUGAAUUUGUGAAUUCUUCUAUUUCUUGCAUGUUGUCAAUUGACCAAAACAAAAAUUAGAUAAAGCUCUUCUACUUAUUUUUAAAAAUAUUAAUAUAUUGGCAGUGAAGGGAAAAGCAAGUAGUUCUGGAUUUAAAAGAAUGGUUGUGCCUUAUGUGAAUACUGCUUCUUUGUAUUUUGUGAUUUUUGAUACAACAUUGGCUGUCUUUGUUUCUUUGCUAAAUCACAAUUUCUUUGAUGUGUUCAUAAAUGGACAUUUUUUGAACCUAACCUGUGUGUAUGAAUUACAGUCAAAACUUUGAAUAUAACACUUUUUGUUGUAUACUAGUAGUUGAUGUGUAGUGUGUAUGGUUUUUUCAAAUAAGAAACUAACAGAAAUUGACAGGUAUGCAUAAUCUUGAAACUGUUUUUCUUCAUUGUACAGUUGUGAACUUUUUUGCAAUAGGAACAGUAUUGAGUUGCCUAUGCAACUCACUGCAAUUUAAGCAGUUGGUGCCUAAAAUUAUUCUUGUUCUUGUGCAUUAGCUUGGAGCGAAGUUUGCUUUAGCCACACAAUCACAAUGUAGUUCGGUUUUUGAAGCAAGAACCAAACUAUGUAAGUUACAUGUUAACAUCGGCUCCUGGUCAGAGAACUUGUAGUACAAAAUUGAGUGGCUGGGUGUGCUGGUGUGGUUCCCAUUUUCCUCAUUGCUCAUGUCACUGGUCCUUGUUUAUUCUGGGGCACAUCUGAGAGUCUGAAUAACUGAAAAUUAGAUAUGAUGGAGUUGUGUGCAUGAAAACUGUUUUGAUUGACAAGUAGAUAUGGUGGUGGAUAAGACAUUCUAUCAAGCACUAAACAUGUCUGGAAGAAAUAAGAUUUGUUGUCUUAAUGACAACAGGAAGUGGAUGCUUUCCAUGGUACCAAUGUUUAAUUUUGUUGGCAUUUGAUGGCAGCGUCAAGCAUCACAGCUGUUUCUUCUCUGGCAAUGACAGAUACAAGUAUAUUCAAAGUCCAUUUGCUGUUACUCCUUAAUGGUCAGUCUGGAUUUUAAUUCCUACAAGUUCUUUGAUGCCGUCAGUGGAUGCUAUUGCAAGUGUGUGCAUUGGUCCAAGACUCAUUUUAAUUUUGGUGGCUUUUUAAGUCAAAGAAUAUCAAAUACAUCUUGUUGUGACUGAGGUGAAAGUGAUUCAUGAAGUUUAGUGGAAUUGACAGAAAUGAUUUUCUUUUUUAAAAAAAAAAAUCUUUUAUCUUCUCUAGUGCUGGAGUGGAUUUCUGGAGCUGAAGAAAAAUCAAGAACCUGAAGAAAUGAUGUAGCACAUUUUUGUUUUUCGCAAGACAAGAGAUGUGUUAGAAUAUUGAUUAUUCUAGCCAUUGAGAAUAUGGACUCCCAAGAUAAAGUGACUCUUUGCAUUCACAAUGGUGUGUAGACAUGUUUUCAAACACUAUCACUCUCAUUUUUCUAAGUUGCCGAAUGGUAAUACGAUGUAAUAUCCAAUAUCUUGUUUCCUCUUUGCAUGACACUUCUGCCAUGGGUUCUAAUGUUAUACUGUUACUGAAGUCUCAAUGGAUCAGAAGAUUGUCCAUGUUUUGACAUAAUCAACAAGUGUUCAGCCAGUUACAAUAAAUAUGUUAUCAGUUCCCCAUGACAUCACUAUGGGAUGAUUUGUAAACAGUGGAUGAGAACUGUCUAAAUUCAUGUGAUGCAUUUUCACAAAUUUAUGGGCAUUUGGGGCUCCUCAGCUGCAAUCAGUUUGUUUUUUAAAGUUUUUUUCCACUUUACAUAGUUAAUUGAAUAGAUUAUGUUUUUGUUGUAAGUAUUUUUCUCCCUGUUGGAAAAUCCAUGAGAACAGUGGCCAUCUGUGCCUGAAGUGCAUGUGCACAAAGUUGUGGGGCAUGUUAUAUUUCUACUGUGCUAAAUCAAUAUAUGUUGUCUUAUAUCUAAAUGUACAUAUUUGUGUAUGAAUAGAUUACAUUUUGAGUGCAUUUUUAGUACAUCUUAUUACGUCUCUUUCUUGGAAAUAAGAAGCCUCUGUAAAUACAUGGGAAAAUAGUUCAUUAUUAUUAUUAUUAUUAUUAUUGGGUUCAGAGUUGGUAUGUAUUGAAAGGCAAGUAGUAAGGAAAUUUCUUUAAACUUCAGUUUGUAUUUUUGGAAGCCUUACAUUGCUUUGCUGAGGAGAAGGAUUGAAAAAAAUGUUCUUCUGUUCUUCAUGACUCAUUAUGGCAUGAAGUGGAAUAAAGAGAUCUUUAACAUUACAGAUAAGUCAACAUGGAAAAUCUUAAUCUUUCCUCUCCUCCCUGUUUCCUCUUGACUGGAGAUUUACUGAUGUGAUGUGAACUUCUCUAAAAGCUAUGUGGUGUAGUAAAAUAUGAAGAAAAUUAUAAUUCUAUUUUUCUUAAAAAUACAAUUGAAAAUGGUUCAAAUGAUUGACACAUAUUUCAUUUUAUUCUGGUUAAUUCUGCAUUUUAAAUUUUUGUUGUGAAUAGUCUUAUUUGUUUAUAAUUGUUGUUUCAUGCUGAACGUUAGUCAUUCUUUGUUUUUAGUGAAAAAAAGUGUAUAUGCAGGACCUACAUAUCGGCUUGGAAUCAUUCCAAAUGAAUAUAUUUCUGUUUCGUGAAGGCUUACUGUUAAAGAAUUCAUGUAGGAUUUGUGAUGGAUGCGAAGAAAUGGGAGAUAAUUAAUAUUUUGGGGGGGGGGGUUCUCUGAUACGCAACAGUAAUGAAAGCUAGCAUGAUUGGUUAAGCAUCACAUAACAGUUUUAUUUUAAUUGCCAAAUAAAUAUGUUCUAAAAUGUACAGCAGGUUGAUAUAUCAAAUUUUCAAAAGUCUGCCAACACACUUUGAUUGUGCAACCCUUUGUAUUUGGAUAUCCCUGCUGAUGCUUGUAAAAAGUCUUGGUAAACUAGGGCUGCCAAACAAUAUAUAUCAUCGUACUUCUUAUUCCAGAUAGUGCUUUGUAAUGGUUCUUUAUUUGAUUGUUGAUAUGAGUAUUUACUAGCUCACAGUCUGAUACAUUUUUACAUUCUCCUGUUGCAUCUUUUAAGAAAUAUCAUUUACUGUUAUAGUCUUCAAGAGUAAACGUGAAUGUAAAUGGAAUAUAUAGAGAGGGUACAUACAUUGAAAAGUAUUGAGAAUAUUGGUCUUGAAAUUAAUGUGUGAUUUAUAUUGAAUGGCAUCCAUUCUAGUAGUUUAUUCUGUGUACCUAUUUUCUGCAUUUUUCUGACUAGUAUUUUAUAUGUGACUAGUUUUUCUUCCAAGUGCCAAUAUGGUUGUGGUUAAAGAUUAUCC
Messenger RNA from Gryllus bimaculatus (two-spotted cricket), 5825 nucleotides. NCBI's taxonomy places the organism in Eukaryota, Metazoa, Arthropoda, Insecta, Orthoptera, Gryllidae. The record is from the annotation of a GenBank genome assembly.